Fraxinus pennsylvanica is the source of this 588-nucleotide messenger RNA. The record is from the annotation of a GenBank genome assembly. NCBI's taxonomy places the organism in Eukaryota, Viridiplantae, Streptophyta, Magnoliopsida, Lamiales, Oleaceae.
AUGGAGUCACGGGAACUAACACAGGAUGAGCUGGAAAAGCAGAAGAAGAAAGAAGAAAAGGCUAAAGAAAAAGAGUUGAAGAAACUUAAGGCUGCGCAAAAAGCAGAGGCAGCAAAACUUCAGGCACAGCAAACCUCUAAUGCUCCCAAGUCAGGGAAGAGAAAGAAUGUAAAAAGAGAAGCCGAGGAGGAAAACCCUGAGGAUUAUGUGGACCCAGAAACACCUGUGGGUGAGAAGAAAAAGCUGUCUCGUCAAAUGGCAAAGACGUUCAAUCCCAGUGCUGUUGAGAAAUCGUGGUAUGCAUGGUGGGAAAAGUCAAAAUUCUUUGAGGCAGACUCUAGCAGCUCAAAACCACCUUUUGUCAUUGUUUCGCCACCUCCUAAUGUUCUGGGGCUCUACAUAUUGGCCAUGCCGUUGCUGCUGCAAUUCAGGAUACAAUUAUUCGCUGGAGAUGAAUGUCUGGAUACAAUACAUUAUGGGUGCGUGGCACGGACCAUGCUGGAAUUGCCACACAGGUUGUACCUUCAUAACUUUUUUAUUUCCUGUAACUUCUUUCCGGGAGAAUUUGGUUCUGGUACAUUGGCAUGA